Molecule: messenger RNA, 5232 nt
Organism: Drosophila hydei
Lineage: Eukaryota; Metazoa; Arthropoda; Insecta; Diptera; Drosophilidae
Gene: polybromo
Product: protein polybromo-1
Exons: 3
Coding region: 100-5058 (1652 amino acids)
Biological process (GO): chromatin remodeling
Cellular component (GO): RSC-type complex
Molecular function (GO): chromatin binding; protein binding
Source: RefSeq, a predicted model, not a curated record
UUACAGUCGAUAUAUAGUGAACACCACUAAUUUUUCCGGUGGCGUCGUUGUAAAAUAAAGUUCUUAGUUUGAAAUUUUACUUAAAAUAUUUGCAUAAACAUGCUGAGCCGUAAGCGUCGCGCUAGCUCAAUAUCAAGUCGACAAGACGAGGAUCCACUCUUGCUUGACGAUUCGACGCCUGAGCAGUCUCCGGUACAGCAGACACAAUCGGCGCGCAAAAAGCGGCGCUUGGAUCCAGCGGAGCUGUGCCAACAGCUGUACGACUCGAUACGCAACAUUAAGAAAGAAGAUGGAUCAAUGCUGUGCGAUACAUUCAUACGGGCUCCCAAACGUCGCCAGGAGCCCUCUUAUUAUGACGUGGUGGUAAACCCCAUCGAUUUGCUAAAAGUACAACAAAAGUUGAAAACAGAUUCUUAUGACGAUCUGUACGAUAUGAUGAAUGACCUGGAAUUGCUGAUAAGCAAUGCAAAGGCGUUCUAUAAGCCCGAGUCGACCGAAUUUCAGGACGCACUUGCUCUGUGGCAACACAUACAGACACAUAGACAGCGCAUCAUGGAAGCUAAUGGCUUCGCGGAGGAGGAACCACGUGCUAAACGUGCGCCGCGUAAUGCACGGCGUCUGACGAGCAGCACAGAGCCUGGAGCAGGGGACCUUGACGACGAAUGCAAUCAGUACGAAGAACUUUUUGCAUCUAUCAUGACUGCUACGGAUCCAAUUGGCGACAGGGCUAUGCAUCGCAUGUUCCAACUGCUGCCGUCCAAAAAAGUUUAUCCGGACUAUUAUGAUGUGAUAGAGCAUCCCAUUGACUUGCGCCUGAUUGCCACCAAGAUACAAAUGAACGCCUACUCGUCACUAGUGGAAAUGGAGCGUGAUCUGCUGCAAAUGACUAAGAAUGCCUGUCUCUUCAAUGAGCCCGGAUCGCAGAUCUACAAAGACGCCAAAACCUUAAAGCGAAUAUUUACGCAGCGCCGUCUAGAGCUGGAGUCGGGCAAGGCCAAACCAGUCCGACGCCUGAAGAGCUUAUCAAGUGCAGCUAUAUCAGCGCUAAAAGAAGAAUUGGAUAGCUCUGACGAUGAGGAGACCAGCAAGAAAGGCGAGGGACCCAUGUGGGCGUUAUUUGACCACUUAUAUAAUGCUCCAGGCACCUCGGAGCAUCCGGGUGUCACCGGUCCGCCGCUAGGCAACUCUUUAUGGAAGCUGCCAGUGCGCCGCUUUCAUCCUGAGUAUUUUGAGUUAAUCAAACGUCCCAUUUCUAUGAGUCAGAUUAACACAAAGCUGAAGAAGGGAGAUUAUGCGAAUAUAAGUGAUCUCACAGGUGAUCUGUAUUUAAUGCUGGACAAUGCCAAAAAGGCAUUUCCAGUCACGCAUCGCACGCACAAAGAUGCACUGAAAAUGCAAAAACUCAUGAAUGCAAAACUGGUCGAGGAAUCAUUGGAGGAAACCAGUGACAUGGAUGAAGAUGAAACUGAUGAAACUUUCACAACCAGCGUGCAGCCAGAGAAACGAAAGCCGGGCCGACCACGAGUCAAUUCCAGUUCCAGUACGGCGCAUACAUCUAAUAACUCAAAUUCUCCUAAAACGAAUCGCAUUGCUAUAAACGCAGCCAUCAAAAAGAAGAUUCUCAGCAUUCAAAAAUAUUUGGUGGACUAUACAGUGGGCAACCGUCGGCCGAUUGAGAUGUUCAUGGAAAAGCCGCCACGCAAAGUAUAUCCAGAUUACUAUGACAUAAUACAGAAUCCAAUUGACAUGAACACCAUCGAGCACAAUAUACGUGCCGAUCGCUAUGCUACUGUUGAGGAUGUCGUAUCUGACUAUCGGCUCAUGUUUUCCAAUUGUCGGCAAUAUAACGAGGAGGGCUCCAAUAUAUACGAGGAUGCUAAUGCGCUGGAACGUGCCCUGAAUGAGAAACUGAAAGAAUUUCCCGGUCUGGUUGAGGUCAAGAGACCACUUCAAAAAUACAAGCUGGGACGCAAGCCAAAGGCAGCGCUGUUAGCCGACCGAGAACGUCUGUGGCAGUUCUAUGAAACACUGCGGGACUAUCAAGAGCCGAAAGGCAAAAGACAGUUGUCGUUGAUUUUUACAAAGCUUCCAUCAAAGAGCGACUAUCCGGAAUAUUAUGACAUAAUCAAGGACCCCAUGGACAUGGAGCGGAUUGCGCAAAAACUUAAGCAAGCUGCCUACGAAAGCGUGGACGAGCUAGCAGCCGACUUUCUGCUUAUGCUUGAGAAUGCCUGCAAAUAUAACGAGCCCGACUCGCAAAUAUACAAGGACGCAUUGGUGUUGCAGCAGUUGACGCUGCAGCUAAAGCAACAACUGCGCACUGAACGUGAUGCACUGCCUGAUGUUCCAUUGGCUGUUCAGGAGCUAUUUUUAACUCUAUUCUCCUCGGUUUACAAUCAUCAGGAUGAAGAAGGGCGUUGUUACUCGGACUCUUUGGCUGAGCUCCCCGAGUACGAUGAAUUGGGCGAGGGCGCAAAGGUACGCGGCAUCUCCUUGGAUCUGAUCAAGAGGCGUCUGGAUAAGGGCGCGUAUAAACGUUUGGAUGUAUACCAAGAGGAUAUAUUUGCAUGUUUGGAACGAGCGCGUAAAUUGUCCCGCACCGAUUCGGACAUCUUUCAGGACUCUAUCGAACUUCAAACAUAUUUUAUACGAAAGCGAGAUGAGCUGUGCAAGGACACAUUGAGUUCGCCAGCGCUCGGAUUCACACUGGACAAAUUGCUUGCAGACGUGGAGGUUAUGCGGCUACAAAAGGUGGUCCAAGAGGAGCAGGACCAGGAGCAAGAGAAGGAGGACUUCAAUGCCAGCGCAAAAGGUGAAAGCAUGACAAUCAACCAGCAGGUUUAUUCACCUGGCGACUACGUAUACGUGCAGAUGCCAGAUAACAAGAUUCCCAGUAUUGCAUGCAUCGAACGGCUGUGGACUACCCCGACCAAUGAGAAGCUAAUGCAGGCCUCAAUCUUUUUGCGCCCCCAUGAAACCUAUCACGUUACGACUCGCAAGUUUCUCGAGAAAGAAGUGUUCAAGAGCAGCAUUUCGCAAACCAUAUCCAUGGACAAGGUAUUGGGCAUGUGCUACGUCAUGCAUAUCAGGGACUAUAUUAAGCUACGGCCGGAUGGGCUGCCCGAAAAAGAUGUGUUUGUCUGUGAGUCGCGCUACAACUUGCAGGGUCGUUGCUUCAAAAAGCUUAAAAAUUGGCCAACCUCGCGCGAGAGCAACAACAGCUCUGUGCGAUUUGUGCCGCGCGAAACGCCAUUGGAGCUGAAGCGUGUGAUGUCCGUCUUCAAGGAACGGAUAGAGAAGCACAAGGGUGAACUAGAAGAGCUUAAGCUACAAGAGGUACUCAUCGAAAAGGAGAAACCCAAUGUAACCUGCGACGCGCCACCAAAUGCCCAGGACAACAGUGUAUACUAUCAACAGUACAACACCAUUUGCAGUGGAGUUAUUAAGACCGGUGACUUCGUAUAUGUGGCCACGCAAAGUGGCAAGCAAUCCGUUGCACAAGUCCAGCAAAUCUGGGAACUAAAUGGCAAGUCGUACUUCAAGGGGCCAUGGCUGCUGGCGCCUAGCGAGACGACGCCGGCUUUGGGCAAGCAAUUCUAUCGCCAAGAGCUACUUCUGAGCACUGUUGAGGAUAUGAGUCCUGUCAUCAGCAUCGUGGGCCGAUGCGCUGUUCUAGAGUAUGCCGAGUUCAUUAGCUCCCGGCCUACGGAAAUUGCUGAGAGUGAUGUGUACAUAUGCGAGUCUGUCUACGAUGAGCUUAAAAAGGCGCUGCGCAAUCUGGUAGUUGGUAAUCUGCGCAAGUUCCAACACAGCGCUGAGGUUACAGAGGAUGAGAUCUUUUACUUUAAAACUCAUAUAAAACCGGCGAAAGAUGUUAAAAGCGAGUUGAACGAACUGGCCAUGCUGGAAGAUUCCAUGGAUGGCGAUACACCAUCCCUAAGCUCGGAUAUAGUGGCGAUAUCUUCCCCAGCACCGUCUAUCAACUCCACUCCGCUUACCUCUAAAGCAAAAACCAAAUCGACCAAGAAGAGCCUCACCGGCUAUAUACUCUACUCCAGCGAUGUGCGGAAGGGUAUAAGUCAGAGCAAUCCGGAUGCCACAUUUGGUGACAUUUCGCGCUUGGUGGGCAACGAGUGGAAGAGUCUGCCGGCCAGCGUGAAACAAAGCUGGGAGGAUCGCGCCAACAAGCUAAAUGAAGAGGCCGCGGCCUUGCGUCGCGAAAUUGACGACAACCAAAAUUGCGGUAGUCCGUUGCCUCUAAACGCAGCAGGUGGCCAGGACGCCAGUCCGGCACUGACCUUUGAGUGCCUAUGGGACAAAUGUGACUUUCAGUUUGAAGAGAUGGCCGACUGCACCGAGCACUGCCUAUCGGAUGGCACCGGGCACAUAAACCGGCAUCCGCAAGCGGGAGUCGAAAUGGAAUACGUUUGUCUAUGGCGCAAUUGUCCUCGUAUUCGCAAGUCCAUACAGGCGUUCCCCAAUGUGCUGCGUCUCGUCAAACAUGUACGCGAGGUGCACCUGAGCAAAUGUGGCAAGCCGCUAAGCAUCACAGAACGAAGCAAAAAUUUUGUACCGCGCAAACAGAAAAAUCUACCACAAUUAGCUGUAGCAAUGCCCUCUAGCAAUGUGUUGUCACCACGAGCUCCUCUUAACACGGAGACAAUACAGCAUCAGCAGCACCAAAUGCAGUUUCAACAACAGCAACAGCAGCAGCAGCAACAACAACAACUCCAGCUGCAGACCAUUGUUACGGGACCGCCUCCAGAGCCUAUGUUCGUAACUGUUCCACCUCGUGCCAACCGUGUCAUCCACUCUGAGGCGUAUAUUAAGUACAUUGAAAGCUUGCAGACGGGCAGCCAUUUGAGCGUCAGUGCGUGCAACAACAAUUGGCGGCGAUCACUAACCCACGUGCAUCCCAACCAGGUGGCCAAGACGCAACUGCCAGAGCACUGGCUUGGGCCCAAUGUACGUGACCGAGAAAAUGUGGUGCAGGCGUUGUGCCAUUUACGCAAUUUUAUGCUAGACGAUGUGCUCGAAAUUCGACGCAGCUGCAACUAAAGUUAAUUCUCAGUUGAAAUCUCAUCUUUUCUCUGUUAAAAAAAGUUUAUUAAGAACACCAAACACUUGUAUUUAUAUGGAUGCAUAUAUACACAAAUGCAUUUGUUACAUUUGCCUGUAAAUGUCAUAUGAUUUUUGCAAUACAAUCGAUGUAUCAUAUAUACAUAAAGCGUG